AUGGGAGAGGAGUUCCAAAGCUUGCCUCCCUUAUCCUCUAAAUGCGUUAUCUAUAAAGUUCCUAAGCGGCUACGACAUGUCAAGGAAAAAGCCUACACACCUAAGGUUGUCUCCAUUGGCCCGCUUCAUCAUGGUAGUGAAGACUUAAAAUCCAUGGAAGAACAUAAAAUGAGGUACCUGGGAGAUUUCAUUCGACGAACCGGGGAAACCUCGGAGUUCUUUAUUGACGUUGUAAGAAAGAACGAGGCAAAACUUCGUGAAUGUUAUGCAGAAACCGUUGAUUUUACAAGUGAAAAAUUUGUCAAAAUCAUUCUGGUUGAUGCUGCCUUCAUCCUUGAGGUCUUACUCAAGUCCUCCAACGACAAACUCCAAGAAGAAAACGACCGCAUAUUCAACAAACCCUGGUUGAUACAGGAUGUUUGGACCGACAUGCUUUUGCUUGAAAAUCAGCUUCCAUUCUUCAUUAUUGAGCUUCUUUUCAAUUCAUACAAAAGAGAAGCCCUUCCAAUCAAUAGCUAUGGGACGCCACUUACAAUCAAUAAUCUUACACAAGUGUUCUUCAAAAGCCGAAUGGAGUCACCUGGAAUAGAAGAAAGAUGGGAAGAAAUCUCUAAUGGUGAUGUCAAAAUCGAACAUUUUGUUCAUCUCCUACGACACGUGCAAUUACAACCUGUUGAGUUGCAUAGUGAAAGGAAACUUGAAACACUCACCACGCCCAGCAUAAGACAGCUAGACCAGGCUGGAGUCAAGUUUGAGGUAGGGCCAAGCAGAAAUCCAUUUGACAUAGAAUUUGAUAAAGCAAAAGGGAUUCUGAAAAUCCCAAAGCUUAUUUUAAGUGAUGAAACAGAAUUCACAAUCCGAAAUUCACUAGCCUUUGAGCAAUGCCAUUACGAGGAGAACUAUCUAAAUGAUUAUGUUAUCAUUAUGAGUCGCCUUGUUAGGAGUUUUAAGGAUAUAAACUUGCUGGUGGAUCAGCGAAUUGUUGAGAAUAGGCUUAACAACAACCAUGAAGGGUCAGAUCUUCUUAACAAGCUUGCCGAUGGGGCUAUUUUGGAUCAGGAUAAGUUCUAUUUUGCUGCUCUUUCUGAUCAGCUGAACAAAUACUACAACGGCUCCUGGCACAAGUGGAAGGCAAACUUGAAACAAAAAUAUUUCAGAACACCAUGGGCCAUCAUUUCAGUUAUUGCAGCUAUUUUUUUGUUUAUACUCACUAUCAUACAAACGGUGUAUUCUGCUCUUCAAGAGCAAAAUGGUGCCGUUUUGCUCCAAAAAGGGUUCACUUACCCUAAGCAAAACGGCACCGUUUUGCUUAAGCUGUUGGGCAAGGGGGGCACAAGCCUUGUGUUCAGGCUUUUGGGGCGGAUUAGUUUGACGGGCAAGAUCCAGACGAGUGCAAAUCCACAAGUUCAUUCUUCAAUUGGUGGUACUUUGGUGUUUUGCGGGACGACGGGACCUGUGUGUGAGGGGGACGACCGGCACGAUUGGCUGGAUGACCGGAGCUGUGCAUGA
This is a messenger RNA of Corylus avellana, 1509 nucleotides long. The record is from RefSeq and is a predicted model, not a curated record. NCBI's taxonomy places the organism in Eukaryota, Viridiplantae, Streptophyta, Magnoliopsida, Fagales, Betulaceae.